AUGCGUCGCUUGCUAGACGCAGUUCGAGGUGGGAAGAAGCGGCGCAGCGACCAGGAAAUCGACUAUUCGGAGCUGCCACCACCACCUCUUCCUCUUCUUCCUGCUCAGCGGCCCCGGCCCAUCACGCCUCCUGCGACCGCUACCGCCGCUACUGCAGAUACCGUCGUCGCCGCGCUCGGCACUUUCGCCCUCCUGUCGCCGGAGCUACGCCGGCGCGUGCUCGUGGCCGCCUUUGGCGAGCAUACACUACACCUAGACUUGCGGCCGGCCCCGCGCGGGCAACAGCCGAGCCCCCCGACGGCCCCCGGAGCCGCGCACGAGCACGGCCGCGGGGCCGCGCCCCUCAGCUGGUCCCGCAUUGUCGUGCCCCCAGCCGUCGCGGGCGAGACGCCGGCAACGACCGCCUCGUCGUUGUCUGAGGGCUACAAAACCAGGAAGAAGACGGGGCCGGAGUGGGAGUGGGAGUGGCGCUGGUACGGCUGUGUGUGUCACCGUGUGAUCCCCCGCUGGUCGCCCGUGGACCGCCUCAUUAGAGCCUGCGGCCGCGAUCCAUACGUCUGGCCGCACCGUGACGGCUGCCUCGAGGGUGACGCCAUGUUGUGCGAGCUGUGGCCGCGAGGGCCCGCCGUAGACGGCAUGGCGUUCCCAGAAAGGGGCACCUGCGACUGCGCGGUCGGUGCCUUGGGCUGGCUGCGCGCAUGCCGGCAGGCCUACGUCGAGGGCGUCGAGGUGCUCUACGCGACCACCACGUUCUUCAUCCAAAGCCGGGACCUGCUGGAGGCGCUGCUCUGCCCCCCGAACGACGGCCGACGCCUGUUCCUCCCGCACCGCCUGGCCCAGAUACGGUCGCUUGAGCUGCGGUGCGAGUUCCUGCUCUUUGGGGACUUCACUCUGCCGUUCAUUGCGCGUGCCAGCGACAAGGAAAGAAUGCGGCUGCUCCCGGACCUAGCCGACCUGGCGGUCCCUUUCCCGAACCUGCGAUCUCUCGUCGUCACCUUUCCAAACAUUCUCGACAAUCAACGGCACGCGGAUCCGGACGCUCGCCUGCCCGAGAUCGACCGCUUGCUGCUACGGCCGCUUGCCCUCGCGUUUGCGCACCUCGCGCCGCAGCAAGAAAAGCACAUUGUGGUGGAGCUGCCGUCGAACGUGUUUCGCGACAUCAGAGGCAUCGGCCACAGAAAAGGCCUCGGCCUCGAACAGGAGCAGCGAGGAGACGAGUGGGGCGAUGGUAGGGGCCUUUGGCUAAGGUAUGCCAUCGAUGGCUCGCUUUACUACUAUAUCAAGGAAGGACAGGAGAGUGAAAUCUAUCGGCCGUGA
Colletotrichum chrysophilum is the source of this 1317-nucleotide messenger RNA. RefSeq lists its product as uncharacterized. The transcript has a single exon. NCBI's taxonomy places the organism in Eukaryota, Fungi, Ascomycota, Sordariomycetes, Glomerellales, Glomerellaceae. Bases 1 to 1317 code for a protein of 438 amino acids. The record is from RefSeq and is a predicted model, not a curated record.